Messenger RNA from Gadus macrocephalus (Pacific cod), 11692 nucleotides. RefSeq names its product RNA-binding protein Nova-1-like. Gene Ontology annotation, cellular component: cytoplasm; nucleus. Gene Ontology annotation, biological process: regulation of alternative mRNA splicing, via spliceosome; mRNA splicing, via spliceosome. Gene Ontology annotation, molecular function: mRNA binding. NCBI's taxonomy places the organism in Eukaryota, Metazoa, Chordata, Actinopteri, Gadiformes, Gadidae. The record is from RefSeq and is a predicted model, not a curated record.
GUUCCUGUGUGUCUCCGUCAGGCCAAGCUCAUCGUCCCCAACAGCACGGCGGGGCUGAUCAUCGGCAAGGGCGGGGCCACGGUGAAGGCGGUGAUGGAGCAGUCGGGCGCGUGGGUGCAGCUCUCCCAGAAGCCCGAGGGCAUCAACCUGCAGGAGCGCGUGGUCACCAUCAGCGGCGAGCCCGAGCAGAACCGCAAGGCGGUGGAGAUCAUCGUGCAGAAGAUCCAGGAGGACCCCCAGAGCUCGUCCUGCCUCAACAUCUCCUACUCCAACAUCUCCGGCCCCGUGGCCAACUCCAACCCCACCGGCUCCCCGUACGCCAACUCGGCCGAGGUCAUGCCCUCCGCCGCUGCCGCCGCCGCCGCCACCCCUUCCCUGCUGGGCCAGGCCAGCCUGACGGGAAUGGGCACCUUCCCCACGGCCAUGUCCAGCUUCUCGGGCAACGACCUGCUGGCCAUCACCUCCGCCCUCAACACCCUGGCCAGCUACGGCUACAACACCAACUCCCUGGGGCUGGGGCUCAACCCCGCCGCCGCCACCGGAGUGCUCGCCGCCGUGGCUGCCAACGCUAACCCAGCCGCCGCCGCCGCCGCUAACUUGUUAGCGUCCUACGCCAACGACGCGUCUGGCGGCGGGGGCCAUCCCGGGGCCCUCGGGGGCUUCUCCCUGGGGUCCCUGGCCGCCGCCACCGGCGCGACCAACGGCUACCUGAGCGCGGCGUCGCCACUGACGGUGUCCUCGCUCAUGGCUCAGGAGAAGCUAGGGGAAGGCGCCAAGGAGGUGGUGGAGAUCGCCGUACCGGAGAACCUGGUGGGAGCCAUCCUGGGGAAGGGCGGGAAGACGCUAGUGGAGUACCAGGAGCUGACCGGCGCCCGCAUCCAGAUCUCCAAGAAGGGCGAGUUCAUCCCCGGCACGCGCAACCGGAAGGUGACCAUCACGGGCUCCCAGGCCGCCACCCAGGCAGCGCAGUACCUGAUCAGCCAGCGAAUCACCUACGAGCAGGGGGUACGCGCCACCAACCCACAGAAGGUGGGCUAAACCUGAUAUCCAAUGAGGAACAAGGAGGAAAAAGAGGAAAAAGUGGGGGCUCGGGGGAGGAAUAUAAGGAAGGAGAGAGAGAGAGUGAGAAAGGGAGAAAAAAAUGUCCGAAUGUCGCAGGAAUCUACGCGUUUUCUUCAGCGUGUUUUCAGUAUUCUCUAUAAAAAAAAAGUUUUUGACCCGGAGGUGGAAAAAAAUGGCGAGAAGACGAGGAAGGAGAGGAGCGAGUAUCACGCUGAAAAACCAAGAAAAAAAAAAGGUGUAAAAUGUAAAUAAGGUUUUAUUACUUACCGUCUUGAUCUAUGGGGAUUUUUUUAUCGUUUUGUUUUUCCGUUUUCGUAAAUGAAGCCGUCCGUCUGUCUGUCUGUCUGUGUAUUGUGCGGACAGAGCUGAAGCCCAUGUAGACCGGCGGGCCGCCCGGGGGGCUGUGGGAGAUUGGGGGAGGGGGGGAGAGGGUGAGGGCUGGGGUUCAGGGGUACCGCCGCCCCCCUACCCUACCCCUGCCCAGCGCUCCACCCAAACAACCCUAUCACGGUCCUCCCUCCCCCCCAAACACACACACACACACACACACACACACACACUUGUUUAUCGCCCACCAAAAAAGUUUUUUUUUUUAUGUUCUAGAGUUGAUUCACCCCUUAGGCCCUGCCCCUCCAACCCCUCCCCCCCCCCCCCCCCCCCCCCAGAAACCCCUCAGUGCUGGCCCCUCCCACCUAACAGGGGGGGGAGGGGAUAACGAACAAGACUUUAUAAACAGCUGCGUGUAAAAGUGAAGGAAAGUUCGCCCCCCUGCAACGCACCAAUAAACCCUCCUUAUCCAACCCCUCCUCUUCCUCCAGUCUGGCUCCACUCCCAGGCCCCGAUCUCCACCUCCUACUGGCAGGGUGGAGGGAGGGUGGAGGAGGAGAGACGGAAGGGUGGAUAAUGAGGGCCGAGUGUCCGCUGGGGGUUUUCCUUCACUCUCACACCUCCUGCGGUCCGUGCAACACCUCCUGCUGGAGGCAUGGCAGCCCAUCCCGCCCGCCACCUGGUGUUUUUUGGGUCAGUGCCGAAGGCGCACGUUGAUGACCUCACGUAGUCGGAAGUUUCUAGAACGACGAGAGCGAUACUGUGCGAGCUGCGGCCGAUUGCACAGAAACUUUUGUGCGGUGUUUUGGGUUUCUGUCGGGCGGCAGGAUCACGUUUUUGGCAGUCUGCUAUAAUGAGAAUUGUUUGUCAUGGUUAUGCUAUGAUAGAAAUCAUCAUCACCACUGUCAUUAUUUAUUAAUACAAGUUCACCCAUACAAAACAACUUUUUUUUUCCUGAAAUCUGUGAAUUCAGGUUGACAUGAAUGUAAAUGAGAAUAUUUUUUUGAUUUGAGAUUUUGUUUUAUUUAAGUUCGAGUGCAGGUGAACAGUUAUGUCACAUAGUGUAAUAUAUGUCUUAUUUAAGUCCAGUGUAAAAGCCUCUCGAGAGACAAAGAUUGAUGAAGAAUCUAAUAUAUCCAGUCAAAGAAUAGUACAGGGAACACACACACACACACACACACAAACACACACACGCACGUGCACUGAAGUGAAACACUAUAACGCCAUCGUGGUGCUUGAAAAGGGAAUCCAACAUUUCUAUCAGCCAGCGACUAAAAAACUCUAACUCUGCACCUAUUGCACUCCCAUGUUGUUUUGUCUGGACUAAAGAUCAGAGUCCGUUACUGGUCUAGGCUAGCGCAUGGCUAAACUAAAGAUUACAUUUAAAUGGAAGUUAAAUCAGUUCCAAGUUUUCCAUCGAGGGCUAAAAUUGUCAGCCACAUUUAGCCCCAUUGUGUCACGCCCGUAGACCUGCUAUUCUGAGACGCUGUGUACUCUGGCAUCAGAGCAGAAUAGCCAUGCUUAUCCUUUCCCUUAUCGACAACUGCCCUAUAGCGGAGAAGGAAAAGGGUAGCCUUGAGCUAUUUGGUUGGAUUUAGUUCCAUUUUUUUAGCUUCAGGCCGAACAGGUCUCCCGUCGGGUGAUAAUCGCUGGCCGUUCUCUGCCCACUGCGGCCGCUGAGGAUUCUGGGGACUUUUGGCGUUGUUUGUGUUUUUCGCUCUGGGGGUGGGGGAAGGGUGUAUUUUUAUUUAUUUGAUGUGUUUUUUUUAUAUACUCGGAGUACACUGAAUUUGUAUCUUAAUGCACUGUGAAGGGAGGGACUGGGUCCUCUCGGCCAGUUUAGUCGGAGCUGGUGGCCGUCGAGUACAUCGCCAUCGCCGGGAUGAUUCCCAUGUGGCAGGAACACACACACACUCUCACACACAAGCACACACACACACACAUGUACACGUACAUAUACAGGACACAUAUGUCUGACCAACGUGAAGGGCAGGGAAGCAGUGCACAUCCAGAGGACAACGAGUGGCUCGGUCAAUGAGAGGAGAAUCAGUGAACAAACGGCAUCGAUUAAAGAGAAAAAAGGGAUUUGUAUUUUGCAUAGCGUCAUGGAGAGACGUUUUUUUUUCAAAUGAAAGGUUGGGGCAUGAGGAGAGGGUUGGGUGUCACUACCAAUAAAAACAAUAACAACUGAUUUGUUUACUCGCCAACUUGUCCUUUCUGCCUGUUUCUGACAGGUAGAAAGGAUAGCGUUUGAAUCCCACGGGCAAAAUCCCCCGACAACAAUUCGCACUUCUUCAAACAGAGUGGAAGUGCGACAGAAUGUCAAGCCAAUUUCAAGGGGGAUGCGUGUUCUGUCUGAUUGGCCCUAUGAAGUAUGUCUGGGAGGGGGGCAACUUUCCCUCCAAAGAAACACAUCAAACAUUUAAACGUAACCAAUCCGAUCCAACGCCAACGUCAAAAUCGAACAAAAAUUCAAUCCAAUCGGAUCCAACGUCCCGGCCGCGGCACCCGUAGUGACGGUUCUGUCAGAGUGCCAGUGAGGAACAUAUCUCCCACGCUUGGUAAGGAGCCUUCUUUACUCCAUCCAUUCACACCUCCACACUCUGCACCUCCUCCUCUUCCUCCAGUACACCCCCCCCAUCCUCUCACCCAGAUCCCCCCUCCCUCCACUCUCCUCCAAUCACAUCGCUCCAUGGGUGACUAUGUCUGGUGUUAUGAUCAAUGCAUGUCUGCUGCUUGACCUCACUAAACUGAGAUGGCAACCAAACCUUUGAAAACCCACCUCAGAUGUUGGGUCUCAUGGCUCCCGUGAUCGAAGCAGUCCGUCCUCUGACUGGAAGGUGGCAGUUUAGCCUGGCAGGGGCUGUCCAGGAAUGGGGCUUUGCCCAAGAUCAGAGGAGAAGUUGUUGAUUUUUUGGAUAUACAGUUCGCACACAACCAUAGAAGUUGCACAUUGAAGGAAUAAAAGAAUAGACAAUACACAGCUGGAUUUUGUCAUUGACAGGGAUUUUGACUGGAUUUAUAUUAGAUAAUAUUGCUCAGGCUGUUUGUUGAACAGAUGGUCCACUGCGAAAGAGUUCUGUGCUGUAUCUGUACCGGUAGGGAUAGACAUGGUUAUUCUUUGAACGUGCUAGUGAAUAUUCAGUUGAAAGUUGGCUAUUUAAUAGCAGACCGCUGGUUAAAGCCUGGUUUUGGUCAAGCCGUCUAAGCGUACAUAUGGCAGGUUAUUUUUGUACACAAUUGGCCCCAAAACCCGUCGUUCUGAUAUCGAUCUUGCACCAUAACCCCUAACAUCUAUUGUGUGGCAAAAAGACGGUUUAAAGACCAUUCAUGCGUCCAAUUGAAUGUAUAGAUACAGCAUGGAAUGGCUUGUUUCAGUGGAAGAGAUGCACUAGUUAGCUCGCGGCUGUAGAUCAAAUACGUACAUGAAUAAGGGAUGGCUUUAUUUGUUCGUUCAUUACUUAAAUGUAGUAAGAAUGCUGGGGUUUCAAGGCCAUUUUAUUUCAACUGAAUAAAACAUAAUGUGAUGAGUACUGGAAGCAAUACACGUAGUGGCAUGUUGUGUUGUCCUGUUCCUCCGCCUCUAUCAGCCGUAGAAGCUCAUGGGAACUUUCUGGUAGAUGUAUAAAUAGGUUUACACUAUCUCUCUUUUUUUUUGUGGAAAGAUGCUGCUAUUUAAUAAUAAGUGAUGUACUAAACAUACACGGUUAAAACAUAUCGGAGCCGAUGUUUAAAGAGGUUAGUUAGCAGAGGCUGUGUAACUAACGCAUUGUUAUAACCUGAUCAUCAUAAGAUUAAUGAUAGCAUAAUUAUUACCUGAACAACUACAACCUGUGCCAAAAUAGAUCGUUACGGUGUAAAACUGUAAAUGUGUUGAUUUAAAAAUGUUAGAUAAGAGGAAACAUACUUUUAUAUAAAAAUGUGAAAAGUGCCAAACAAAUAAUUUACAUAGGAAGGGGGAUAGUUUCCACGGUGAUAGUUUCCACGGUGAUUUCUAAUAGGCAACCCAGCGGAAAAAGCGUCUCUGUAUGAUUGUUUGUUAAAGCCCUCUUUGUUACCUGCCAUGAGAAGAGAAAACCACCAUGUGUUAGCAACGUUUAAGUCCUCUGGAAACUACCUUUCCCAGAAAGCCACAGCACUAAGACCCUGGGGCUGAUGAAGAUGGCGAUAGGUUAACAUUACAAUGCUACAAAUGUGACUAGCUGGCAUUCUUAAAUACAGCCUUUUAUAGUUAUGAUGAAAAUGUAAUUUGUGGAUUAGAUGUUAUCUUUUUUGCACGUCUAUAUUGCAUGAUAUCAAAGUGACGCGUGGACAAAAAAAGAAGAAAAAAAUGUAGGCAUUGUGUAUCGUUCAUUUUAUCAGAGACAAAUCUUUGCAUGCCGAUAAGGAAAGAGCAUUUUGAUAUUCUUUUACAUAUUUUAAAACGUCUGUUGUUCAUUGCGGGAACUAAGAUAACUUUACUGGCCAUUGAACAAAAUGUUGAUUUUUGAUAUCAUCGCAAUGGCUAUUUUAUCUUUAAGAUGCCUAGGCAUUUAAUCAUCCUCAGAGUAAUACAAACAAUUUCCUUAGAUCAAAAUUAAGACUAUUUUGUUAUCGGUAAAGUAAGCGUCUACUAUGCUUUCUGAUUAAGUUGUGAAAUCUAGAUGAGGUUUUUUUCCUGGAAGAUUGAGAUUAUCCAUGAAUGUAGCGUAUGUUUGCAUCUCACUCACACCAUUUACAUGCAGUGGAGGCUUCAUUAACAUUCUGUAACUUGUACUACUAACACAAAACAAGCUGUUUCAAAGUCUAUUUUCCCCUCCAGUUUUUUAGCAUGUGUCCUUUUGUUUCCUCUAAGCUUUGCCUUGUCCUUUCGUUGAUGUGUAUCGUUAUUGACCUCCGGGUUGCCACGCAAACCCCCCCCACCCCCAUCUUCAGCACGAGAGCUAUCGAUGCAGUGUGGCUACAUUCUUUAGCAUUUGUGAGUGGUGAAGGAGAGAGAGAGAGAGAGAGAAAGAGAUAAGUACACUUUGUAACUGCCCUCUUUUGGUUCUAUCCUACACCCUUAAGACCAAGUGAGAAGCGUGGUUGGUGGUUGUUUAUCCAUAUCUUCAGCUCAACAUUGUCAGUUGGAGGAUAUAUUUUCGACCAGCCUGCGCCAAAACUGCACACCGUAAGCCUAGUGUGUGAUACCAUUCGAAGCCGACCAUGGAAGUGUUUUCACCAUAGUGUGAUUCAGAGGUGCUUACUCUCUCUCGCUUGCUCUCCCUCUCUCUACAAACGCUCUCUCCCUGUCUAUCUUUCCUUCUCUUUCUUGUCAGCGCUUCCACACAUCAUCCAGGGGGUCUUCAAAUCGUUCUGAACCCAUUCUGUGUUGUGGAAGAUGUCAGGCCAUUGUUGUGGUGCAGUUGAAUGCAGCUUAGCUGACGAGUCAUGUUUUUACCUGUGUGUGACACAUAGAGGAUUCUCAACAUGAGCACCCCCCCCCCCCCCUCCAAGACAACUUGAUUGCUUCUCUGUGGGUGUGGCUCUUUGACAUAGACCUCCACCCCUCUCCAGCACACCAACAGCUCAACUCCUACCCCACCCAGCCUCACCUACACCCACUCACCCACACCUACCAGUGACCCCACCCUUCCAACCCCCACCCACCAACACAUCCUCAAGCACCCCACCCUCUUCCCCACCACUGCAGAAAAAACAAAUGGGUUACCGCUCAACCUCUGUACCAUCGAAACCACCAGCAAGUAUAUAGACUGCAUUUGUCAUGGCACUGUCUCUCUCUCACCUUUCCUCUCUCUCUUUUUAUUGUUCUUGGGGGGGGGGGGGGGGGGGGGGAUUUGAUUUACAUUAUAUGCUGUCUUUAACCUACAUCACUUUUAACAAAAUGCCAUUUAUGUGUGUAGCCUGUUUCCUCCUCCCGCCCUACUGUAUUCUACACUCUUUUUUGCACUUUCACUGCCCCCCCCACCAUCACCAUCCCUCUCAAAACUUUUCCGAUAACCCCCGACACACACAUGCUCCAACCCGCCCUCCCACCUCACGUUGCUCCAGAGUGCCAAAAUAGAACAGAAGCAAAACAAAAAAGACGAAACGUUAUUCAAAAAAAAUAAUAAUAAUGAGGGGGGAAAAAAAAAAAGACGACGACGACGACGACGUGACCAUGCCGAGCGUUCCUCUCCGUUGACCCCGUGUGCUCGGAAAUCCAUCCCAGGAGGCACCCAUGAAGUCAGCAUGCUCAGCCCUCAUAACAUGAUGUCCCUCAUGACACUGCGAUUGAGAAACUACCCCGCCUACCCCCCCCCCCCCUCCACCCCCAAACUGCCCACCUACCCCCCACCCCACCCCACCCACACUCAACCAACCAACCACCACUUUCCUCCUUCUUCCCCCCCCGCCCUCUUUCAGAGCUAUACCCCGCCCCCCUCCGAGAAAGGAUAAACCUAUCAGCUGUCCUGUCCUCUCUACCAGCCCGCCUCUCUUAAAGCCUGACCGUUCAUCCCAGCUGCUUUCCAACUUUCCAACUUCAAACCGUCAUCCGUUCAGCCUGUGGGACUCAUCGAGUGUGUGCCAUAACGUUACGAGGGGGCACCUUUCACUCUUCUCACCCCCCACCCCCCACUUCCUCUCCUCCCCACACACCCCCUCCUCCCCCCCCCCCCCACUCCCACCAGAGUCUCUCGCUCUCGCUCCAUUUGAUUUUUCUCGAUUGGGGAAAAGAUUCAAAACAAAUCCAUUUUUUUUUUUCCUAAUGAUGAUUUUUUUAUUUUGUUAUGUUUUCGUUGUUGUUGUCGCCGUUUUAAAACAUUCAAACCGCACACGCCGGCACACGCACCAUCCCUGCGCGUCGCGGGAGGAGUGCAUCCACCGUCAGCUGCGCAGCCAUCCUCUGUCUUCUUGAACUUUGAACUUUCACCCCCCUUCAUGAACUUAAUUGACCUUCUUCCUCCUCCUCCUCCUCCUCCUCCCUUCUGUGUUCAUCCAACUGUUCGGACGAUAACGCUCCAUUCCAUCCCUCCCCCACAAAAAAAACCACCUCUCGGAGAUUGUGCAAUGCUAGCUGAUACGAUUUGGAUUUUUUUGUUUGUUUGUUCCUUGCUCAUCAUUGGGGACAAUUCUGAGAUAAAAGAGAAAAAUCUGAAAAAGAAAUGCAGACAAACAAAAAAAAGAAUAACACUAAAUAAUUGUUUCUCCACAAUUUUUAUUUUUUUUCUCUCACAUUGUAAAUAUUUUGUCCGAUUUUAUUUGCUGAGCUGUAAAGAAAGGUCUGUUGAGCAGAAAGGGGCGGGCAGCAUAAAGAGUAACGAAAAAGGCGGGAAUCAUUACACUGUCAUUGCCUGUAUCGGCUAGUUAGGUCUGCCUGUAUAAUCGGCUAUGCUAGUUCUACUGUGUUAACCUGUGCUGUUGUUAUUAGUGUUGAUUUACCUACUGUAUUCGCUGUUUAGCUUUCAUGUUAGCUAGCAAAAUCUUUAGAUGACUGUGCUGAUCUAAUACUAUUACUAACCUUAAGACGUAGUUCGAGCCAUUCUCAAAAAUCGGCUUGCUUUGUACAUUCGUUAAUGUUCUCCUGCCAGUGAGUCCGAGUGACACUAGUACAUUUUGUUCAUCAAGCCAUUUUUCUUGAAACGCUUGGUCGUGUUAGAGACAUAUCAACAUGGAAAACAGGUAGACUCAACUUAUCGUCUGACCAGAAAGCAGAAAAACAAAAAAAAGAAACUCCACGCUUCUGGGGAAGAAAUGACGGAAGAACCUGAGCUGCUGUCUCUCGUGCAAUAAAGUCCUAGUUUACAUAAUGUAGAACGAUAGCUCACGUUAGCUUACGUUAGCUUACGAUAUCUUAGGAAUGAUAACCGCCGCGGGUGGCCUGCCGGUGCCUGCUCAAAACCGGUGAGAAUCGUUCUAGUUGCAUAUCUGUUUUGAAAUCUUUAACCGAGACGAUUGAAAGUAUUAAAGUGACUGCGUUUAGACUAGAGUAGACGCCGCCCGCAUCAUCAUCGCUUCGCUCUGAGCUCCACUCAUGGUUUAUGCUGCCUGCCCCAUGCCCGAACCACAACAUUAGCUAUUUAUUUCUCAGAAAUAUGACUAUGAUAUCAUUAAAUAAAUAACAAGGCAACGAGUUUAAAGGGAACGACUGGAAAAAGGUGAAUUAAUAAUAUUAUUGUUUUAUUUUUUGUUUUUGUUAAUUUUUUUAGUAUUUUAGUGGUUGCUUUUAACAACAUUCAUUGACUGACUUAAAGAGUAUUGAAUAUUUAAUGUAAUUGUAGCAUUGUGUUUGUAAAGAGAAAAAAACCUAGUGAGUUGUGUUUAUGUGGAUGACCAGUGAAGUGGGCAAUCUAGUGCUUAUAAUAUGAGGUUCUUUUUUUAAGGAUUCCUAUUUUGCGACAGCAACAGCAGUCAUUAUAAAUGUUCAUUUUAGCAUCACCUGUCUUCUGUUGUCUUAUUCUCCACCUUCCACUACACUCUGCAUCAUCACAGUAACACAUCGCAAAGUCUGGGGAUGGAGGGAAGGGUGUGUGUGAGUGUGUGUGUGUGUGUGUGUGUGUGUGUGUGUGUGUGUGUGUGUGUGUGUGUGUGUGUGUGUGUGUGUGUGUGUGUUUGUGUGUGUACGUGUGUGCUUAUGUUUGUGUAAGGUAUGUAUGAUUUGUGUUUGUAUGCGUGCAUGUGGUAGGAUUUUUGUGUAUGUGUCUGUAUGUGUGUUUCUGUGUGUGUGUGUGUGUGUUUCUGUGUGUGUGUGUGUGUGUGUGUGUGUGUGUGAGGGCAGAGCUUGGGGAGGGUGUCCAAUGUCUACCAAAAGCUAACCCUUCUCAGGCUUCCAUAUACCAUGAUGGAACUUCCUGUCGGUAUAGCUGUAAACCCUCAUCAUGUGAUCUGACCCAACUCGAACCGUCCAUAACCCCUUCAGUCACCUGACCAACCAAACCAACCAAUCACUGUCCACCACCCGCCACAACACCCCCCCUCCCCCCCUUUUCCAGCCCUUGCGCCAUCCUUUUGCUACACGCCACCUCAGCCCCAUGUGAUGUUUUCCAUCAAUAACAUACUACCGUCACACUCGACUGGUACAUGAGCUCAGACCUGGGGAGGAUUGCACUUUUUAAAGAAAAUGUCAGAAUAUGCCUGAGCGUUUUUCCAAAAAAAUUAAAAUUAAAAUUUGUCGAGUUGGCCGAAAGGGAAACCUCAGCUUCUCCCACACUGGAUUUUGUAUUUAUUUAGUUAUCCAUUUGUACCUGCUGUACAGGGCAGGAUUAAAGUAUUUGUUUUAAUAACACAAUCAAAACCCCCUUUUGAACCAAUAUGUAUUUUCCCCAGGUCUGCCUAUUACAUUACUGUUCAUACUAUACUGUGCGUGCUACAUACUACCUUAGCAGGUCCGAACUCCACAUUAACCUGUCACCAUGCCAACCACCGAGGAGCUAGUUGCAUGGCAACCUGCUUCCCACACAACCAACCAACCUACCAGCCACCCAUCUUCCUUGACUGCAGAGGCCACGCCCACUUGACUAUGAAGGUUCCGUAGGAGGAGAGAGAGGUAGAGGAGCAGGGACAGGAGAACAGAGAGAUAGAGAUAGAUAGAUGUGAUUCUCAGGGUGUCUUGAACAGAUGUAACUGUUUUAGUCUGUCCCCCAGACUCUGAAUGGUGUCCUGUUGCACCUUAACGAGCCCAAAGACAAUUAAUGACCUUCCGUGAUUAUUAUUAAAAAAAGAAAGAAAUUCUGUGUAAUGUACGAUUGACUACUGACCAAUUUCUCUCGAAAAAAUCAGUCGAUUGAUAGUAUUGAUUGAUUAAAUCUCCUGAGAGAGAUAGAGGGACGCCACACAGCCAUCCAGCUCGAUGCUGGCCGGGGGCGCUUUUCCUUUUUGUUUACAACUCCAAACUUGACCAACAACGCUGUUGAAAGAAUGUGUAGGACUUUGGCAAAAAAAAAAAAGAAAUGAAAAAGAAAGAAAGUGAAAAAAAAAUAACAACAAGACAAAUCUCUCUGAGGAGGCGUACUUAUUUCUAAAUGAUGAAACUUUUUUCGCUUACUUUUUUCUCAAUGUGACAUGAGAUAAUGUACUUGUUUCCAGUCAUUGCAUGUGGCUAUUUUUUAUUUGCAAUGAAAAUGUUCGAAUGGAUGGUACAUCUGUGACGUCGGUGAAACGUGGAGACUUCCAGGCUAUGAGGAUUUUAAUGUCAGUGUCUUCAAAAAAAAAACAGUGUUUUUUCAUGUGAGGAGCGCUUAUGGACCAAUGAAUGCUAAAUGUGUGCUCAUUCAAAGCUGUAAGGUUUUGUUUGUUUGUACAUGGUUAUGGGUAAAAAAAAUAAUAAACCACUCAAGCAAAUGUC